Molecule: messenger RNA, 426 nt
Organism: Colletes gigas
Lineage: Eukaryota; Metazoa; Arthropoda; Insecta; Hymenoptera; Colletidae
Gene: ATPsynE
Product: ATP synthase subunit e, mitochondrial
Exons: 3
Coding region: 75-335 (86 amino acids)
Biological process (GO): proton motive force-driven ATP synthesis
Molecular function (GO): proton transmembrane transporter activity
Source: RefSeq, a predicted model, not a curated record
CGGGGUAUCUCGGAUAUAACGCGUGACCUUACUUUCAGCAAGAGUGCACCGAGUGUAUAGCCCUUGGUAGCAAAAUGUCGUCGGUCGAAGCAGGUCCGAAACCACUGCGAGUGUCACCAUUGAUUAAAUUCGCUCGAUGGAGUCUUCUGGGAAUGGGAAUUUUAUAUGGACUUUACCACCAACGUAGGUUCUCUAAAAUAGAGGACGCACGUCGUGAGAAAGAACUGAGAGAAAAGCCUAUGAGAGAUGCAAAACUUGCAGAGGAGAAGAGACUCGAACUAAUAGCUCAAGAGAAAAUGAUCCAGGAACUUUUUCUGACACCUGCUAAGAAAUAAAAAAUACCAUUAUUUCGUUAGUCUACAUUUCCUAUUAUUAAUAAAUUAAUGUGUUCUUAUUUACUAAAUAAAAGAUCGAUUAUAUAAAUUU